Molecule: messenger RNA, 1311 nt
Organism: Vicia villosa (hairy vetch)
Lineage: Eukaryota; Viridiplantae; Streptophyta; Magnoliopsida; Fabales; Fabaceae
Exons: 11
Coding region: 126-881 (251 amino acids)
Biological process (GO): dephosphorylation
Molecular function (GO): phosphatase activity
Source: RefSeq, a predicted model, not a curated record
CAAUAUAAUAGUAUUGGGUAGAUUGUUGAAAACCGAACGCCAUUUAAGCGUUCUUCCCCAAACAAAAACCUGCUUCUGAAAUCUCACCGUGGUUCCUUCUUGUUACCGGCGGCGGAGGCGAAAUCAUGACAUCAUUCGGAUCUCUUAAAUCAGCUAUAUUCGACAAAGAAGAGAGAAAACAGCAGUAUCAGGCGCAUAUUCGAGGCCUCAAUGCUUACGAUCGCCAUAAAAAAUUCAUUAAGGAUUACGUUAAUUUCUAUGGGAAAGAAGAAAAAUCUUCGACCUUAAAGUUGCCGAUUAAAACAGAUAAAGAUACUCUGAGAGAGGGAUACAGAUUCAUACGGUCAGAGGAAGAUGAUAUGGAUCCAUCAUGGGAGCAAAGGCUUGUGAAGCGUUAUUAUGCCAAGCUUUUUAAAGAAUACUGUCUUGCUGAUAUGUCACAGUACAAGAGUGGUAAGAUUGGUCUCAGAUGGAGAACAGAGAAGGAAGUCAUGUCUGGCAAGGGCCAAUUUAUUUGCGGUAACAAGCAUUGCAAUGAGAAAGAAGGAUUAGCAAGCUAUGAGGUGAACUUUUGUUACUUUGAAGCUGGAGAGAACAAACAAGCUCUAGUUAAAUUGGUAGCAUGUGGGAGGUGUGCAGAGAAACUUAACUACAAGAGGCAGAAAGAAAAGGAGCAAUUAGAAAAAAGACAACAAAAGCAGGAUAGAAGAAAGAGGAAUCGUUCAAAGAGUGAUGAUGAUGAUCUAGACGAGGUCCAAGAAAGUGAAGAUAGAAGACGAAAAGGAAAGAAGGCUUUGGUUUCAGCCAAUGAUCAUAAAAUAGAUGAUGGCGACGACGACAGUGACAACAUAGAUGAGUUUCUUGAGGGGAUGUUUCCCUGAUCUUCAUCUGAUUCAUUGCUCUACCUCAAAAGUAUAUCUUGAGACCUAAGCUGGGCAAAAGAUGGAAAGAAGUUAGCCAGUGCUCGGAGCAAGUGGGUACUGCUUGUAGACGCCGAACAUACAGGGCCAACUGUGAAGCCCUUCGAAAUUGUGCACACUAUAAUUGCUUAAUUUACUAAUCAGAAGUUUGAUUAGGAGCUUGUAAUCUGUACAGUUUGCAUAAUAUUGUCAUUUCAAUGGCAGUUGUGAAAUUUUUGUAAAGUAGAAGGAUAUGCUUGGAUGACAUACAGUAGUACAAUUAUUCAUUUAUUAGGAAUUGAAAUGUCGUGAAAUAGGGUUCAACUUCUAAAAAGUGUGACCAGUAAUACACGAAAUCGUCACUUGAGUGAAUUGAUGUAUCUUAUAUUUGUGAUGUCUUUUUGGCGCUUUA